Rhea pennata is the source of this 2247-nucleotide messenger RNA. RefSeq names its product premelanosome protein (gene PMEL). Gene Ontology annotation, biological process: melanosome organization. Lineage: Eukaryota; Metazoa; Chordata; Aves; Rheiformes; Rheidae. The record is from RefSeq and is a predicted model, not a curated record. Gene Ontology annotation, cellular component: melanosome; plasma membrane.
AUGCAAACGAGAGCCCCUUCUUAUCCCCCCGCCGCCGGCGCCUUCGCCUCUCUGCCCCGGCGCGGCGACGGCGACGGCUGGAGCAUGCGGGUGCAGGGGACGAUCGCGCUGCUGGGGGCCCUGCUGGCCCUGGCCGCCACGCAGCGCCGAGCCGGCGGCCGGAGCGGCGUCGGCAGCGGCCGGAGCGGGACGUGGAGCCGAGCGCCGGCGCCUCUGCGGAGCUGGGACGCGGGGCUGCGCCCGCCCUGGGGGGACGGGACCCCCCGGCAGGGCGGCCGCUGGCGAGGCGGCGACGUCGCCCUCGAGCUCAGCAGCGACGGGCCCACGCUGGCGGGCGCCAAAGCCACCUUCUCCGUCGCCCUGCGCUUCCCCCGCGGCCAGGAGCCGCUGCCCGACGGCCGCGUCGUCUGGAGCCGCAACUGCACCGUCAACGGCACCCGCGUGGCCCGCGGCGACCCCGUCUUCCCGGAGCCGCCGGCCGAGGGCUCCGACGGCGUCUUCCCCGACGGGCGGCCCGUUCCCCGCGGCGCCUGGGGCCAGCGCGGGAAGUUCGUCUACGUGUGGUGGACGUGGGGCCGGUACUGGCAGGUGGUGGACGGCGCCGCGUCGCAGCUGACAGUGGCCACCGACGGCGUGCCCGUCGGCUCCUACACCAUGGACGUGGUGGUUUACCACUACCGCGGCCGCCAGAAGUUCGUCCCCAUCAGCCGCGCCAGCACUCAGUUCAGCAUCACGGACCAGGUGCCCUUGGCCGUGGACGUGGCGCAGGUGGAGGGGGCGGCCGGCGGCGGGCGCUUCGUGCGCCGGCGCGCCGUGGCCUUCGCCGUGCGGCUGCACGACCCCAGCCGCUACCUGCGCGACGCCGACGUCUCCUACUCGUGGGACUUCGGGGACGGGAGCGGCACCCUCAUCUCCCGCAGCGCCACGGUCACCCACACCUACCUGGAGGCCGGCUCCUUCACCGCGCGCCUGGCGCUGCAGGCCGCCAUCCCCCUGAGCCCCUGCGGCAGCUCCGCGCCGCCCCCCCUGGACCCCACCACGGCGCCGGCGCCCAGCGCCACGCCGCCCGCCGGCACCAGCGCCGGCCCCGCGCCCAGCACCGCCGCGGCAGCCAGCUCCGGUAAGCGGGCGGCGGGGCACCCCCCCGCCCCGACCCCCAUCUCAGGGUGCUCCUGCAGCCCCUCCGCUCUCGCUCUGCCCCCCCCCCCAGCACCCGCCGCCGUGACGCAGUCUGGGCUCCCCGCGCUCGGCACCCCCGCGGCGUCCACGGACCCCCCGCUGCCUGACUCGGCCUCCCCGGCCGGGGACACAGCCGGCACCACGUCCCCCACGGCAGGACCUGCUGCCGGGGCAGCAGCAACCCUGGCUGCAGAUGCUGUGACAGCUGGAGCCACAGCCGGAGCCACAGCUGGAGCCACUGCUGCACCCGCAGUGGGUGCCACAGCUGGAGCCACAGCUGUGCCCAUAGCAGGAGCCACAGCUGGAGCCACCGUUGCACCCACAGUGGGUGCCACAGCUGGAGCCACAGCUGUACCCGUAGCAGGAGCCACAGCUGGAGCCACUGUUGCCCCCCUAUCGGGUGCCACAGCUGGAGCCACUGUUGCACCUGCAGUAGGCGCCGCGGAGCUGCUGGCGCUGGUGAAGCGGCAGGCGCCGGGUGCCGAGCCGGUGGGCUGCAUCCUGUACCGCUACGGCACCUUCUCCACCCAGCUCGACAUCGUGGAGGGGAUCGAGAACGUCGCCAUCGUCGCCUCCGCGGCGCUGGAGGGCAGCGAGAACAGCGUGGAGCUCACGGUGACGUGCGAGGGCAGCCUGCCCGAGGAGGUCUGCACCGUCGUCUCGGACCCCGAGUGCCGGACGGCGCAGCAGCAGACGUGCAGCGCCGUGGAGCCGGCCCCCGGCUGCCAGCUCGUCCUGCGCCAGCACUUCAACCACUCCGGCCUCUACUGCCUCAACGUGUCCCUGGCCAACGGCAACAGCCUGGCCGUGGCCAGCACCCGCGUCGCCGUCGGAGGUGCUGCUCCGGCUGCCGGCGGGGCCACGCUCGCCGUGGGGCUGGUGCUCGUCGCCGCCGCCCUGGCCGCCGUCGCCUACACGUACAGGCGCACGAAGCGGGGCCCGCCGCGCGCCCCGGCCCCCCGGCGCUGGCUGCCCCCCGGCUCGGCCCUCCGCCUGCUGCUGCGGCAGGCCCUCGGCGGGGCGCCCAGCGGCGAGAGCAGCCCCCUGCUCCGCGCCAGCGCCGCGUAG